ACUAAUUUGGAAAAUCCUCCUUCUAUUUAGGCUAUUAAACUAUAUUUCCUCCCGUUAAUUACUAUUUGCAUGCCCUAAAAUCACCUGAAUAAUAAUUCUUUUGAGGUAACAAAUUUGUCCACUUCAUCUCCUUAUCCGAUUAAGCCACCACUGCGUGGAACUUCCAUCCUGUUAACCGGACAUGAUGGAAAACUCAACAUGGGAGCAAAAACUCAAUGUCUUAACCCACGUCUUAACCUACCCAACAACCACACCACCUCUUCAUUCCCAGUACUUCGUAGCCACCCAACUCCCCUGCUACCUCAAUUGGGAUUACCCACCGCUUCUCUGUCGCCACGCCUCCGCCGCUUCGCAGCCUCUCCUCUUGAAGUGGGCUUUCUCUCAAUUCCUCAAAAGGGUGUCAAGAUUUGGGCUCCCUCACACCUCCUGGCGGUCCAAGUGUCCAUUUCAGCAGCCGCCACCACUGGUACUGGCCAAGGGAGUGGAGGAAGCACGGUGGGGUGAAGAAGAAAGGAGACAAUAUGUGUGGAAAAGAUUGAGAAGGAAACGCCUUGGGAGUAAUGUUAACCCUAUUAUUCCAAUUCUACUCCCAAAUCUCUUGUUGUUCUUAUUUUUGUUUUGGGAUCCGAUCCCUCUCGAUGAGACCUGAAUUAUUGAGAUAGGUGAAAGCUGUUUGAUUUCUGUAAAUUUUGUUAUUUUAGUUUGAGUUUUGCUGCUCACUUGGGCCUGUCAAAUGCCUUGUUAGAAUAGCAAAACUCCCUUCAAUUUGUAUUGGAGAUAAAUACUAUUUAUGUUAAUUUAUGUAGCACAAUUUUUAAGGAAUUUAUGUUGUCUUGGAGA
This is a messenger RNA of Olea europaea var. sylvestris, 840 nucleotides long. RefSeq lists its product as uncharacterized. NCBI's taxonomy places the organism in Eukaryota, Viridiplantae, Streptophyta, Magnoliopsida, Lamiales, Oleaceae. The transcript has a single exon. The record is from RefSeq and is a predicted model, not a curated record. The coding region runs from base 182 to 649 and encodes 155 amino acids.